This is a messenger RNA of Poecile atricapillus (Black-capped chickadee), 1071 nucleotides long. Its product is annotated as olfactory receptor 52K2-like. Gene Ontology annotation, biological process: G protein-coupled receptor signaling pathway. Gene Ontology annotation, cellular component: membrane. NCBI's taxonomy places the organism in Eukaryota, Metazoa, Chordata, Aves, Passeriformes, Paridae. The record is from RefSeq and is a predicted model, not a curated record. Gene Ontology annotation, molecular function: olfactory receptor activity.
AUGUCAGCCCCCAGUCCAUCCAACACCAACCCUCCAUCUUUCCUCCUGACGGGCAUCCCCGACCUGGAAGCUUUCCACAGGUGGAUUUCCAUCCCAUUCUGCAUCAGCUACAUCAUGGCCGUGCUGGGAAACCUCCUGGUGCUCCUGGCCGUGGUGCUGGCCAGAAACCUGCACGAGCCCAUGUUCUGUUUAUUGGCCAUCAUCGACCUCAUCCUCUCCACUGCCCUCAUUCCCAAGAUGCUGGGCCUGUUCUGGUUGGAUUUGAGGGAGAUUGGCCUUGAGGCCUGCUUCAUCCAGAUGUUCUUCACCCACACAUUCACCGCAGUGGACUCAGGGCUGUUCCUGGCCACGUCCUUGGGCUGCUAUGUGGCCAUCUGAUGCCCGCUAGCCAUCUGCCACCCACUGAGGUACAGCUCCAUCCUGAGCUGCUCGAGGGCUGUGCAGGCAGGAUUGGUGUCCCUGGCCGGGGCAGCUGGCAUCAUGAUCCCCCUGAUGUGCCUCCUCAGCAGCCUGCCCUCACUGCUGAUCCCCCACCGCUACAGCCCCAGCACGGCCACGCUGCUCGAGGGGACCGACUGUGCCCUCAUCACCCUCUCCCACUGCUGGAUCCUCAGCUCUGUGCUGGGGCUGCUGCCCCACAGCGCUCGGCUCAAGGCCCUCGGGACCUGCUGCUCCCACAUUUUCAUCAUCCUGGUCUUUACCAAGUCAGUCCUCUCCAUGUACCUGCAGAUGUUCACACCCAGCCUGGCACCCCACGUCCAAGUGCUGGGGGCCAAUUCCUGUCUGACGGUCCCUCCCAUGCUCAACGCCCUCGUUUAUGGCAUAAAGGUGAAGCAGAUCCAGGAAGGAAUCUGCAAACUGCUGGGGCAGGAGCCACGAGCUCACGAGCUGCUAAAGGUGGCUCAGAUUCUGAGAGACAGAAGAAGAUCUCUCCCAUCCCAGAACAGGUGUGAAGCUGAGUGCAGUGAAUUGUCCCCCAGGAAGGUCCAGCUCUGUCUCCAGAAAGGGAACCCAGAGCAGAUGCCUGACGCUGACACGGCGACAGCCGAAUCACAGGAAACCAACAGGUGA